Molecule: messenger RNA, 4807 nt
Organism: Scleropages formosus (Asian bonytongue)
Lineage: Eukaryota; Metazoa; Chordata; Actinopteri; Osteoglossiformes; Osteoglossidae
Product: latent-transforming growth factor beta-binding protein 3-like
Exons: 29
Coding region: 414-4229 (1271 amino acids)
Molecular function (GO): calcium ion binding
Source: RefSeq, a predicted model, not a curated record
GGAGGAGGGCUGCCUGCUCACACUCUUUCUCCUCCCAUCACCUCCACACACACGCACGCACGCACACACACAUUCAUACUCAGUCACUCUCCAUCCAGGCAGCAGCGCGGAGCCAGGAGAGCGGCCCAAGCACUCAGACUCAGAGCCAUGCGCUGCUAGACUCAUCAUCAUCAUCAUCAUCAUCAUCAUCAUCUCCAGCUUUAAUUUUAUUUUUUUCCCGCGCCACGCACGUUCUCGCAGUUUCCGCGGCGCCACGCGGCUCUGCUCUCAGGCGAUGUGGGCGCGCGGCGAACUUUAGCCGCCCGUCCCGAGCUCCGUCUUCUUCUUCUUCCCGUCUCGCUUCCCAGCGUGGCGCCGUGUCCGUCUCCGUGUCCGUGGACGGGAAGGUCGCGCGAGCCCGCGACGAUGCCAGCAUGCCUCGGCUCGUGAUCUGCGCUCUGCUCGUGCUGGGGCUCGCCGUCCACGGAGCGGCUCCGGGCGCUGAGCGCGCGCCCGCCCGCGAGCGCUUCAAGGUGGUCAUCGCCCCCCUCAUCUGCAAGCGGACGUGCGCGAGGGGCCAGUGCCAGGACACGUGCGAGCAGGGCAACAACACGACGCUCAUCGGUGUGAACGGCCAGUCGGCGGACACGCUCACGGGACCGGGCUUCCGCGUGGUGGUGUGCCCUCACACGUGCAUGAAUGGAGGGGUGUGCAGUUCGCGCAGCCACUGCCUGUGUCCUCCUGGCUUCACGGGCCGCCUCUGCCAGUUUCCUUUGCGCCAGAUGCCCGAGGCCCAGGCCGCCCAGGGCAACAAGCAACCCGUCUACACCCUGCAGGUGGUGCCGGAUGGGCAAAGCCCCGGGGACCAGACGGCGGUCGGACGCAAGAAGAUGGCCCAGACCCACUCCGUGUUCACCCUGCCGUUGGCGCAAGGGGGUGGGCAGCACUCGCCAGAAGUGCAGGUGAACGUGCGCGUGCACCACACUGCGGACACCUCGGUGGUCAUCCAGCCGCUGGAGCAUUCGGACGCCAAGCCUCCCCAGAAGACCGCGGUCCGCCUCACACCCCCGACCCACAAGCCCCGGGGGCGGUGUUUCCAGGAGACCACGCCCAAGCAAGCUUGCAGCAGUAAUCCGCUUCCAGGUUUGACCAACCAAGAGGACUGCUGCGGCAGCGUGGGGAAGUCCUGGGGACAAAACAAGUGCUACAAGUGUCCUAAGCUGUCAUACACCAAUGUCCAUAAGCCCCAGACCAUCAUUGAGGAUUACGGCUCUAACUGUCCACACGGUUACAAGAGAUUGAACAGCAGUCACUGUCAAGAUAUCAACGAGUGCACCAUGCAGGGGGUGUGCCAGAAUGGCGAGUGUCUGAACACGCAGGGCAGCUUCCUGUGCGCCUGCAAGCCUGGUUACGUCCUGGACAGAACACGAUGUGUGGUAGAGGUAACGGUGGAGCAAGGCCAGUGCUUCCUGAUGGUGACAGAGGCGGGCCAGUGCAAGCAUGCUCUGCCCACCCAUCUAUCCCAGGAGAUGUGCUGCUGCACUGUGGGCAAGGCUUGGGGUAGCAACUGCAAGAGGUGCCCGCAGGAUGGCACAGCCUCCUUCAAUAAGAUUUGUCCAGCAGGCAAGGGCUACUCCUACCAGAGUUACUCGGGCAGCCUGGCCAUCCAUCCCCAGACUCUGCACCUUUACCCCAACCUGGAGCAGAUCCUACGGCUCACCCAGACGGACGGUGAGCAGCCAGAGAUCAGGCUCCCGCCCCCGCAGAAGGAGGUGCAGCCGGCUGUGACCACCCCCAUGCAGCCUUCCGCCGUCAGCACCCACAGACCCCAGAUCCCCGUGAUUGUGGCGAAGCCCACCCCUCAUCCCAUAAUUAAAGUUUUCCCCGAAAAAGAUUCCUUGGAGGUGGCACAGACCCAGGUCGCACAGAUGGACGAAUGCAGACUGAACAGGAACAUCUGCGGUCACGGGGAGUGCAUCAAUGGGCAGAAUGGGUUCAUGUGUCAGUGCAACACUGGCUACCGCCCCCACGCCCAGAGGAAGAGCUGUGUGGAUGAAAAUGAGUGCGAGUCAGACCCCUGCGGCCCGGGCCGGGGCUCCUGCAUCAACACCAUGGGCUCCUACAGGUGCCGAUGUCUCCACGGCUACAAGCUACUGGUGCACCACGGAAAGCUCAAAUGUAUAGAUGUGAACGAGUGCUACAAGCCAAACACCUGCGGAGAAGGAGGGCAGUGUAUCAACCUGCCGGGGAGCUACAAGUGCGAAUGCUUCAAGGGCUACCGCAGCAAGUCUCCGCGGCAGCCGGUGUGCGAAGACAUCAACGAGUGCCUGGACCCCAGGACGUGCCCCAACGCGCAGUGUGAGAACACCCCCGGCUCCUACGAGUGCGUGCCCUGCCUGCCCGGCCACCAGGCCCAGGGGGGCGUUUGCUACGACAUUAACGAGUGCCAGAAGAGGGGAGUGUGCCUCCAUGGCCGCUGUGAGAACUUGCCGGGCACAUACCGCUGCUUUUGCAACGAGGGCUUUCUGCCGAAGUCUGGCGGCAAGGGCUGCCGAGAUAUUGAUGAGUGUGAAGACAGCAGGCUGUGUGCCAGCGGGCGCUGUGUCAACACCGAGGGCUCCUUCCUGUGCCAGUGCUACCCAGGCUACCAGCGCACCCAGGAGGGUAGCCAUUGCGAAGAUAUAAAUGAGUGCGAAAGACCCUCAAAGUGCAUAUUUGGGCGGUGCACCAACACGAUGGGAUCCUACCGCUGCGAGUGUCCUAAGGGCUUCGUGCUGGUCAACGGGAGGCGCUGCCAAGACAUCGAUGAGUGCGCCGUUGACAGGAGCCUUUGCCAGCCCCACGGGGUGUGUGAAAACAGACAGGGCACGUACAUCUGCGUCUGCAACGAGGGCUAUGCGAGCACCGAGGACAAGCGUGGCUGCGAAGAGGUCUACGUGGAGGAGAAGAAGGAGUGCUACCUGAACCUGGAUGACACAGUGUUCUGCGACAGUGUUCUCGCCACCAACGUCACCAGGCAGGAGUGCUGCUGCUCUGUUGGAGUGGGCUGGGGGGACCAUUGUGAGAUCUACCCCUGCCCCGUCUACCAUUCGGCGGAGUUCCACUCUCUGUGUCCUGUCGGCAGAGGAUUCUACCACGAGGAGAGCAUGACUGAAUAUGGGCUGGCUGUUCAUCGAGACAUUGACGAGUGCGUGCUCUUUGCCGACGAGAUCUGCAAGGAGGGCCGUUGCAUGAACACACAGCCAGGCUAUGAGUGCUACUGCCAGCAGGGCUUCUAUUACGACAGCAACCUGCUCGAGUGCAUCGACGUAGACGAGUGCCACGACGAAUCGCUCUGCACCAAUGGGCGAUGCAUUAACACCAGGGGAUCCUUCUACUGUACGUGCAGCCUUCCUUGGAUCCCUGACACUUCCAAGAAAAAGUGUGUGAUCCCCACUGUAGCAGGUGUGGAUGAGUGUCAAGAUCCUACCAACUGCAGGAACGGCCACUGCGUUGACACCCCGGACUCCUACUACUGCAUCUGCACCCCGCCCUGGACCUUGGCCACCGACCGUAACAGCUGCGUCACGCCCGAGGAGCAAGCCGAUGUGAAUGAGUGCCAGGACCCGUCGUACUGUAAGAACGGAAGGUGUGUCAACACGCCUGGCUCCUUUCACUGUAUUUGCACUCAGCCUCUCACCUUCAGUGCGGCGCUCAAACAGUGCGUCUAUGACGACCGCACAGCCGCGCACAAGGACGUGUGCUUCCUGCAGGUGGACGAGGACCUGAUCUGCAGCAUGCCCCAGAAAGGCUUGGUGGUGACCUACUCCGAGUGCUGCUGUCACUACGGGCGAGGCUGGGGGCCCGAGUGUCGGACCUGCCCCCAGCGGAACUCAGGGAUCUUCAUCAGGCUUUGUGAGAUGCACCUGGAAACGGAGUCUGACGGAGAGGGCGAUUCCCUGGCAGCCUUUGUCAGCUAUAAACCAGGAGGAGACAGCUCGGAGGAGGACUCGGAUGAGUGCAGCUGCGCUAACGGACGCUGCGUGCGCUCCUAUCUGGGUACCGUGUGCGAGUGCAACCCCGGCUUCCGACUGGAUCAUUCCCGAACCCGCUGCACGGACAUUGACGAGUGUGCCGAGCCAGGCCUACGCAUCAAUUCCUGCAAAAACGCCCGGUGCGUCAACACCAUGGGCUCCUUCAAAUGUUUCUGCAAGCACGGUUACGUCCCUGCGCGCCGUCCAAAUGUCUGCGUCCAUGCCAGGACCCAGUAGCCCCCUCCACUGCACCCCCUCCAGCUGAACACCCGGACUCCCGAAACAUUUUCAGAUGCACACAAUCUGGCUUUUUUUCGCCGAAAGGGUGCAAUAAAGUGACAUUCUCUGAUGGACGUUCUCUUCUAAAACACAUGAGAUCAGCAAUUCUGCCACAGAAAUAAUGGUUCCAAUAAUUUCCUUGUAAUUUUCACUUGACAGCCUUCCAAAGGGAACUUUUCAAUGGAAUUUUUGUUGUUAACAUCAAAGCAGUUAUACAACGGUUAUACAGUAUUUAUACCGGUUAUAUACACCGGUUAUAUGCAGAUAUAGACGUCCUUCUUGUAAAAAAAAGAAAAACUUCUUCGCUGCAAAAAUGUGCAGACUUCCCCAGAUGUAAAUUAUCUUUUUACUUAUUAGUUUUUCUACAGAUGUCUCCCUUUUGAUGCCUUUCUUAUUGAGUUUACAAAAAUGAGGUGCUAAAUACUGAACCAGCAUUAUAAACAGCUUUGAAAACAACCGGUGGCACUUCAAAACAUCUCCUCCAGAAGAAGAAAAUAUUUAGCAAAUGAAGAUUUCUCAGUGUUUUUUAAUUUAAU